AUGGAGAGAUUGAGCACCAUUAUCUUCAUCCCAAUCUUUAGUAGAGUUCGUUACCUUCUGCAGGUUGGCGUGGGACGCAUCUUGUUCCUCUCGGUGUUCCUAGCAUGGACCACGAGCAGUCUUUGUCAAACGCAGCCUAGCGAGUCUGGGGGUUCGGAUGCACCGGAGCACAAAGGCUCCUGCUGCAGUGUUUGCAAUCAGGGCGUGGUUAUCGGUGCAGCAGGCGUGCCGGGAGUACCAGGCCAGCAUGGUGUCCAGGGACCCAGAGGUGACCCCGGCAUUGGCCUUCCCGGACCCAGGGGGAGCAUCGGGGACCAGGGACAGAAAGGAGAUCAGGGCGAGGCUGGAGUCCAGGGACCGCCGGGGAAGUUGGGACCAGCAGGGCCCGGCGGUGAGAAGGGACAAAAAGGGGAACCGGGAGAAAGCAUGACCGAAUGCGUGACGCCAACACCGCCCUCCGUCGUCGCCUUCAGCGCAUUCAAGACGGCACACUUUCAAGGAAAUGACGGUGACGUCAUCAUCUUUGAGGACGUCGCGACUAACCUCGGAGACGGGUACGAUUCGCAAUCGGGCGUGUUCACCUGUGCCGUCCCAGGUCUGUAUCUUUUCUCGGCCAACCUCUUGAGUUUGGUCACGGGCCCGCAAUCAUAUGCGAGCUUGAAACAGAACGGGGUGGUCGUGUUUUCGAUUGCCGAUAGCCAUUCGCCUAACCACCACCAAUCUAGCCAUUCCGUCCCCCUCGUUCUGAGUGCAGGUGACAGGGUUUGGCUCGCAUUGUUUGGUAGUGGUAAAGGUAUCUAUGGGGAUGGGAACCGGUAUUGUUCAUUGUCUGGUAUUUUAAUUCAGGCAAUGUAACAAGGCAUAAUGAAUCGAUACUACAAAGUGAGAUCGAAGUACCAUGGUCAUUGUUUUGCAGCGUAAUUGGUUGCGUAAUUGAAUAGCAACAUUAUUAUGGCAUCAUUGAAAUAAUCAUUGGCAGAAUAUGAAGAUUUCAAAACGUCUACCAAAAACAUCGAUCUCUUGCUUCUAUAUAAUUAUGCAGCGAGUGGUUCCAAUUUCACCGAUAUAAAGUUUGUUGUUUGUGUUACUUUACGUUUCAGAGUGUGUUCUGGAUUUUUCUGUAAAUAUCUUAUACAUUGAACAAGCACCGUGACGAAAGUUAUCUGGUAUUAUUAUGAUGAAUGUCCGAUGUGGAUUAUGCUAUACGUAGAGUGUUAUAAAACAACACUAAGAUGAGCGUGUAACUUUAGUCGACAACUUAUACUGAAAAAAAAUCUUUCAAGUCACUGUCACUUGAGGAUUUACUAAAUCGGUUUGCUUUUGUCUUAAAUAUUACCUGACGAAAAGCUUGUCCUUUCUUGGUUAAGUUUCAAAUAUUAUGGUAUUUAUAAGUGUUCUGUAAACGACAAAAAAUGGUGGACAAAGUCAGCAUGGAGCUCCAUUAUUCUCAGUGACUGAAUAUUAUGAUCUAAACAAACAAGCCAACACAAACAAUCCAUGAAGUUCUAUCAUUGUUUUAUUAAAAAAAAAUUGGACAAAAUCAAAUUUAUGCAUUGCUCACAGACCCGGUUUCAACUAUUGUGUUAACAAAUAAGUUUAUAACGUUCACUAUAAAAUUUGACUAAAUGAAAUUAAAGCGAAUUUCGCGACUCAAUACAGUGAAAGAACAUACCUUUUAAACUUUCAUACUGACAAUGUGGUAUAGCGCCCCCAGCGGUCCCAGUUGCAUUAAUGGUAAAAAAGGAAUCUUUUCUGGGCAUGAAUUGCUGAUGUAUCUUUUUGUCCUUUUGUAUAUUUUAAAAUUUCAAUAUUUACAAUAUAUUGCACAUAACAAAAAAUUGGCGUUUGCCUUCGGUACGAUAUAGAUAAACAUACAGGCGCGGAUCCAGAAGGGGGGGGGGGGUCCAACCCCCUUGCUCUGUCCCAAAAAAGAGUUUUCCAUACAAAUUCCUAAAAAAUAA
Molecule: messenger RNA, 1961 nt
Organism: Patiria miniata (bat star)
Lineage: Eukaryota; Metazoa; Echinodermata; Asteroidea; Valvatida; Asterinidae
Product: C1q-related factor-like
Exons: 2
Coding region: 1-855 (284 amino acids)
Molecular function (GO): protein binding
Source: RefSeq, a predicted model, not a curated record